Molecule: messenger RNA, 234 nt
Organism: Cooperia oncophora
Lineage: Eukaryota; Metazoa; Nematoda; Chromadorea; Rhabditida; Trichostrongylidae
Source: the annotation of a GenBank genome assembly
AUGCCCCAGCAUUCGCAGCGUACAAGUCCUACAACCCUCGUAUCGUUGGUGUUGUGCUCAUUUGACGAAGAUCAACUGGUAACAGAUCUAUUCAACGGCUACAAUUCACUGAUACGUCCAGUACCAAAUGCCUCGUCACCUCCGAUUGAGGUGGCUUUCAGUUUGGCAUUGGUGCUUCUUAUCAACAUCGACGAGAAAAACCAAAUCAUGCACACAAACGUCUGGCCAACGAUG